Molecule: messenger RNA, 478 nt
Organism: Linum tenue
Lineage: Eukaryota; Viridiplantae; Streptophyta; Magnoliopsida; Malpighiales; Linaceae
Source: the annotation of a GenBank genome assembly
CAAAGAAACAAACAGGGGAAAUUAAAGAUGAUAAUUACACGAGGAGGGGAGUUGGGAUGGCAGAGGAAGCCGUAUGGGAGUAAUGAUCCAGCAGCUGGGAAAGGAAAAUGAAACAAGAGACGAAGAAACAUAUGAAUAUCCCCACCGCCCGACACAACCUCGGUCCCAUCAUGCACAUCAACACGAACAAUAUCUUGGUCGACAUCACCAGAAACAUGGACAUGAAACUUAUGGGAACCUGCGAUCAAACACCAAGGAGCUUGCUCUCGAUCGCCUGGGCGCCUGCCUAUGCUUCAGAAUGCAGAGGCAUGAGAAUUGAGGAGAAGAAAGACCCACGUGAUCGCAUCACACAAACUGAAGACAGCCAUAAUCAUCAUUGUUUAUGCCUUAUGGACUUAACAACGGAGCCGGGCGAGAAUGAGAGAGCGCUGUGAUUUGUGAUGUGAUGCCUCCUCCUAUAUACCCUUCAUUUGUUUCC